AGCAGCGCGGGCGGACUCCUCUAUGGGCUCGGUCUUGAAGGCGAGCGGAGAGCGAAUGUCGUCAUGAGCGAACAACAGGACAGUAUGGCCACCACUGUUGCUGUCAGUCCCAGCGAGUACCUUCAGCCCUCCACCGCCUCCACACAACUUGAGGAUCACACAUGUGGACCACAGAGGGGCACUAAAGCUUUGCAGGACACCCAGCCCUCUCCUUUGGCCCUUCUGGCUGCUACCUGUAGUAAAAUUGGCCCUCCUGCUGCUCAGGCUCCAGUCACCGCCCCUCCAGCGCAGCCUCAGCCUCGCAGGCUUCUUCCUAUAAAACCAGCCCCAAUUGCACCUGCUCCACCCAAAAACCUGGGUUUCCUGUCAACCAAGGGCAAUGUGAUCCAGCUGCCUGCUGGUCUGGGGUCCACAGCCCCUGGCAGCCCUAUUGUGCUCACCAUCCAGCAGAGUCCAGCUCGCACCAACACCUCUGCCCCCGCCAACAUCCAGUAUCAGGUGAUGCCGCAGAUCCAGGGUCCUCAGACUAUCCAGGUGAUGCCACAGGGAGGCCAAAUCCAGCUCAUACCUGGAACCAACCAGGCAAUCAUCACCACACCCAUGACAGUCCCUGCCCCAGCAGCUGCUGCUACACCGGUCACUCCACAGAAAAGUGUCGCCAUUAAGCCCUCCACCAAGCCACGGAAGCCAAACAAUGCCACCACAAACAUGGUGCAGCUUCCUGGUGGGCUGACACUGCCACUUAAUGUGGCAACAGGAGAGGUGGGUGGGACUCCAAUAGUCACAGAGACAGCAGCUGCCCCACCCACUCCUGGGAAGGGAAGACGAGGGAGGAAGAAGAAAGUCAUAGCUACUCAGCCUCCUCCUCCUCCACCUGCGCAGGCUGCAUCACCACCACCAGAGCAGAUGGAGACCAUCCUGAUAGAAGCUGGAGACAACAUCAUACAGGCAGGCAACAACCUGUUGAUUGUGCAGAGUCCCGGGCAGCCGGCUGUGGUGCAGCAGGUGCAGCUGGUCCAGUCUAAACCGGAGUCUCAGGUGGUUCAGAUCCCACAGCAGGCCCUGAAGGUGGUGCAAGCCGCCUCAGCUACACUGCCACCAGUUCCACAGAGACAGACACCACCAUCAAACCUGCAGGUCACCCCGACAGAUCCUUCACCCACACAGAUUUUUUUCAAAACACCAUCAGGUGAGUGGCAGACUGUCCAGCUCCAGGAGACGGUCUCCUCAACAGCUCCCCCCACGCCUUCAGUAACAACCACCACCACCACAGCCUCCUCACCUGCAGCCAGUACCAAAAAGACGCUAGUUGGGGGACGGAAGGAGCGGACUCUGGCCAAAAUCGCUCCUGCAGGGGGAAUGAUUGCUCUGAAUACAUCACAGAUGUCCUCAGCACCACAAGCAGUCCAGACGAUCAGCAUCAAUGGGGUCCAAGUUCAGGGAGUUCCUGUCACCAUCACCAACGCCGGGGGCCAACAGCACCUAACAGUGCAAACCAUGCAGGGUGGAGGGCUCCAACUUGCAGCGCUGCAGGGCCAACCAGCCGUCCAGGUAGACCAGACCCUCACACUCGAGCUGCCUGGUCAGCCAGGAGAGAAGAAGAGGCGCAUGGCUUGCACCUGCCCCAACUGUAAAGACGCUGAUAAGAGGCCUGGGGAGGUGGGGAAGAGGAAGCACAUCUGCCACGUCCCUGGCUGCGAGAAGACAUUCAGGAAAACAUCACUGCUCAGAGCUCACGUCCGACUGCACACUGGUGAGAGGCCCUUCGCCUGUAGCUGGGUCUUCUGUGGGAAACGCUUCACACGCAGUGACGAGCUGCAGCGGCACGCCAGAACGCACACGGGAGACAAACGGUUCGAGUGCAGCCAGUGUCAAAAACGUUUCAUGCGGAGCGACCACCUGACGAAGCAUUACAAGACUCACAUAAACACCAAGAACCUGUGAGCAGACUGUGUACUGAGUGUAUAUGCAGACAAACCCUCAUGAACUGUGUUUGAGGAAGAAGAGCAGAGGAAGGGAGUGUCUGACUUGUCCCAUAAUGGGAAAUACUCCAAAAAAAGGCCUUGUGUCCCCUCUCACUCCUCUAGGACACUGUGUAGCGUCAUGUACAAAGAAAACCUUCCUGACCAGCUUCAAAUUGAUCCAACAAAUAUAUUAAUAAUAGUUUAUUUUUUUGUUUUUAUCUGGUCUGAGCAGGGGCUAUCGCCAGCUUGAACUGAGCGAAUAGCGAAUUGAGUUGGCGAGGCUUCAGACACUUGACUUGGUUUGCUUAUUUAUAAAUUUCUCUUGGGAAGAAACGUAUUCAGAAUUAUUCAGACACCAGCUCCCAGUACCGCAGGACUACAGUCAUAUGUUCCUCUUUAUGUUUUUGAAUUUUUUUUUUUUUCUCCCAACUCCUGAUUGGUUUUACUUGCACAUACUUUUCUUCUUUGUUGUGGAACAUGAGCUCCCAGAAAUAGGCCAUCAAAAAUCCCUCAUAAAGAAAAAAAAAAAUUCAAUGCAGUUUUUUUAUUUCAUUUUAUUUUUUAAGGAAUUUUCUUUUACUUUUACUGAAAUGGCAAUUUUAUUUGUGUUUCAUAUGAACCCCGCUGUUGUAAAGUCUGUUUACCCAAAAAGACGGGGACCAUUACACAAACCUCCCCUUGCAAAACUUUAGAAGUUUACAGCUCUUUUAAAACUGUGUAUAUGCUUAGGAUUAUACUUAUUGUUAAUAAAAAAUAAACUAUUUAUUAUAAUUUUCCAUAUAAUCGUUACAAAGUGGAAUUAAUCAGACUUACAGUACAGAUUCAGAGAGGGUACAAAACAUUUUAAAAUCAGCAGCAACAAAAAUCCUUAAAAUAACCAGGUGGCCUGCAGAACCAUAAAGUGAUAUAAUUUCUUAAAGAGGUUUGAGGCCAGAACUUACAAAGCCUCAAAGCCUCUUUUCAGUUUCCAUAAAAUUUCAUGUGGUCUGACAGGACACAAGACUUCUGCACUUCCUCUAUACUCUUCUUGCAGGCAGUAGAAAAUCUACUCUGCUUGAGUUUGUCCAAUCACAGAUGUGUUCAGAGAAAGAAAUUAAACAUGUGAUUGAGAGCUUUAAUUUCUGUCAGACACGACACUGCUGCUCUCUUUAGUGACAUGAAAUGGCCUCAGGUCAUCUGUCAUUAUAUUUAGUCUUGAAUUCGACUGAACAGAGAGAGCUGCAGAAGAAAGGUGUGCAUUUACACAUUCUAAUCUUUUUUUUUUUUUUAAUUCCCUCAUUCUGUUUUUUUCUUCCCACAGCUUUAAAUCUGAGCCUUUUGUACAGUGGUGUGAAUACUGCAAAGUGUGGUCAAAUGUAAACAUACCUUUUCUUAGGUAUACUGUGGGAAACGAAACUGAAAAUCCUUUAAAAUUUGAAUCUAAAACCAGUUACACUCAAACUGGAUCUCAAAGUCUCUAAUGUAUAAAGUUCAAUGACAGUAGAGUAUUAGAGAGCAGAUCUUUAUGUCAAAAAGUGCAAGGAGCCAUUGGCAAAUAAGAGAGGCCCCAAGGAUGAACUUUGUGGGACGCCAGAAGCAACUUGGUCAAAAAUGGAGAAAGUUUAAGUUUGUUGAAUAUUCUAAACCGUGCAGGUUUGUCAGGAUUAUACCCAAUGUGGGCAGACAUAUUACAGUGUUUUCUUUGUGGAUAAAACCAAAUUUUUUUCCUGUUACUAGGAGUGGAACAAUUGCAUUUUAUCCAUCUUAGGAUAAAAUGCACUGAAAUACCUGUAAAAAGAGGUGUUGAGCACCUUAUUCAUAAAUCAUCCCAUGACUCUUUUUGGGAUUCUGCAGAAUUUAUUAUUCUUGGAUACUAUGACAGGUACGCUUGACCAGACCAGACCAGAUCUUUGGUACUGAAAAGUGAUAAUGAGUGUAAAAUUCAUUGUGGUUAGAGUUAGUUUUGAAUGUUUCAUCUGGUUUAUACUCUUGGUUACUUGUUCUCUGAUCACAAAAUUGGAAAAACUGAAAUGGCAAAUCAGUUUUGAGAACUUUUUCUUUCACCCCAAGUCUGUUGAAAGUGUUUUGGUUGUGGUAUUUUAAGUCCCACCAUUUCAGAAAAUAACCACCCCUAUUAAUAUUUUGAUAACAAACAGAAGACAAGAUUAGUUUCCGGGGUAACUGUUAUUCUUUAGAGUUUUAAUUUGGUGCUUGCAGCCUAUGCACUGCUGUAUAUAUCACUGAUUAGUAAGUUGUGGCCUGACUUGACAAUCAAUGUCAUGAGAUGCAAAAAAGAGCUUUCUCUGGCCUUUUAUCAGUUACAUUGAACAUUCAUCUUUCCAGCUCUGUGAUGGCUUUAAUUUCGAUUAAACACUUGAGAAAGUUUUGGUUUUCUUGCUGUUCAGAUGACUAACAUUAGGCCUGUUGUACAGUCAAUGCUCUUAGUAUCAUCAUAUUGUUGCUCUCUGAAGACGUACACUGAUUUAUUUGGUCAAAUUUGGGAGAUGCCAUGUUGAAGGUUUUAACUGUGGCAUGUUUUAAAAGGUUUUUAAAAUUCUUUAACGGCUGGUGAGAGCUUUGUUAUAAGCACUUUGAGAUCGUUUUCCUCACAGUGCUUCACAGGAGGGACAAAUAACGUUUAUCUUAGGUGGCCAAUAUUUGGUGUAUUUUUCAAGAACCUGUCUAAGGACGUACGAUGCCAUUGGGGUGAAAUGAAAGAACCUGCUCAUAUUUAUGUUUGUAUUUCAUGUCUGAAAAUGUACAUACAGUGUGUGUCUGGUAGACACAGUAAAUGUAGGAUAUUAAAAAAGUUAAGCUGCCUAGUGCUGUGGUUGGCCUCGUCAGCCCUGAAGGAAAUGGACUCUGUACAGUGUGUAAGUAAUAAAAUAUAAUGUGACAUUGUAUAGCUUCACUCUUGCUUUGUAUAAGACUUCUAGAUCUUUUUUCUAUUGAAUUAAAGAUGCCUUAGACAGCUGCACCCAGUAUUUAAAGAUGUUUUUUUCUGUCUAAUUCCAGGUAACAACAUUUGUAAAAUUAAUUUUGUGUUUUAACUUAUGUUACAUGCUAAUGUCAUGUGCACUGAUGAAGUUCCCAGGUUCCAAAUUUGUAAAUUUUAUCUUCAUGGUAAUUAAAUAUAAUGAGCCUUUCUGAAAUAGCACUCCUCUAUUACUUGGUUUCUGUGAAUUUAAUGCUUCGCUUUCCCCAAAACUCAGAUGUCAUUUAAUGUUCUGCACCCAGUUAUUGUAUUUAUCAGGAGAACCCACAGAACCAGCAAUUAAUUUUAUAACUUGUAUGAAGGUGCUAAAAGAUAGUUUGCUCCUUUUCUACAGUCUCCCCCCUCAAUAAAGAAGUCAAACCAU
This is a messenger RNA of Sphaeramia orbicularis (orbiculate cardinalfish), 5302 nucleotides long. RefSeq names its product sp2 transcription factor (gene sp2). The record is from RefSeq and is a predicted model, not a curated record. The coding region runs from base 64 to 1944 and encodes 626 amino acids. The transcript has 9 exons. NCBI's taxonomy places the organism in Eukaryota, Metazoa, Chordata, Actinopteri, Kurtiformes, Apogonidae. Gene Ontology annotation, molecular function: RNA polymerase II cis-regulatory region sequence-specific DNA binding; DNA-binding transcription factor activity, RNA polymerase II-specific. Gene Ontology annotation, biological process: regulation of transcription by RNA polymerase II.